Penaeus monodon (black tiger shrimp) is the source of this 1289-nucleotide messenger RNA. RefSeq names its product caspase Dronc-like. The transcript has 3 exons. Bases 237 to 1037 code for a protein of 266 amino acids. Gene Ontology annotation, molecular function: cysteine-type endopeptidase activity. Lineage: Eukaryota; Metazoa; Arthropoda; Malacostraca; Decapoda; Penaeidae. The record is from RefSeq and is a predicted model, not a curated record. Gene Ontology annotation, biological process: proteolysis.
UGUAAAUCAGUGCAGUUGCUUCAAGAAAUUCCUAAGCUCCUUGCGCCACUUCCUUUUAAGUAACAGUGUAACUACCUAUGACUAACAGUGUAACGGCGGACGUGCGUAGUGGGUGUGUCUAAUAGAUAUUAUAUAACACCAGAAAAUAUUAUGUAAAUAAGGGAGCAAUGAACAGGAAAUAGUGGAGAAACGGAACUUUUUCAGGCAACUGUACCUUUUUUUGGUGAAAAGCAUACAUGGAGAAGAAUUCUGCCCCUACGGCUCAGGACCACACCUCCUACCUCCCAGGGUUGGCCGUCCGAGCAGCCGAGCCGCCGGUGCCGCCUGGCGAAGACGUCUACGACACGACGACGGAGCCGCCGGGGGAAGUCCUCAUCCUGAGCUACGACAAGUUCUGCGACGACGACCGCAGGAACGACGGCUCUCUCAGCGACGUGAAGAAUCUGACCCAACUCUUUACGCAGAUGGGGUAUGGAUUGCAAGCAGAAUGGAACCUCUCUAGAGUAGACACUAUUCGCACUAUUAAGGCCUUCAGUGCGAAUAAGCGAUUGAAGAAAGCGGGCUGUGUGAUCGUCAUUGUUCUGAGCCACGGGAGAGACAGACGAACCUUCUACACGUCCGAUGGGAGGCCUCUGAGAGUCGACAGUGUGAGGGACUUCUUCCUGGAGGAGGCGUGCCCGCACAUGAAAGGCAAACCGAAGAUUUUCCUCUUCCAGAUGUGCAGAGGAGAAGACGAACCGACGGAAGUCGUGACAGACAGCAUCGACGCCGUGAGAGAACCGCCCAGGAACAUGAUGGCUAUUUACAGCACUACUGAAGGCUUCGUCAGUGUUCGCCACAAGGACUUUGGCUCACCCUUCGUCAACGCCUUCUGCGAGAUUUUGGCCAAAGAGGCGUGGCACCUCAGCCUGGACGAGCUCCUGAGGAAGAUUCAGAAGCGUUACAACACCGAGGGAUUCGGAGCUGUGAUCGAUAAGCAAGACUUCCACUUCAUGAAACGAUUUUAUUUCAAUCCCAGACGCCGCUGUGUCAGCUGAAGUUCUUUGUUAUGCUUUAUCAUACAUUGGAUCCUCGAAAAUUUAUUAUGAAAUAAAUAAUUGAAUAGUCAUACCAUAAUACAAAAAAUAUAUGGAGAGAUAAAAUGAAUUGGAUUGUAUAAUUACGCUUAUUAGGAAUCAAUAUCAGCACUUAAAACUAUUGUAAUGAUACCAACAUAAACGCCAUAUCGAAAUUUUAUACCUUUUGUACAGCAUGAAAUUAAUAUUGCUCUAAUUAAACAUUAUUUCAUG